AUGGGGCCGUGCAUAGCGGCAUCCGCCGGAACAAUCUGGAUCACGACUCGAGGUGGCGCGCAAUUCACCACGUGUGCUCUGCCUUCCCCCCCUCCCCGCCCUUCUGUGUCGUUUCAGGGCUCCACGGUCGCAAGGGAAGCGAGCGAGAAAGAGAAGGCGAAGGAGCUGCCCACGUUCAAAGACAACGACUUCAUCAACGAGAAGCAGAGGAUCGUGAUCGGAGAGGAGAACAAGAAACUCUUCCUCGAAAAGCUGAAGAGGGACGUGGAGUUCCUAGCGCAGCUGAAGAUCAUGGACUACAGCCUGCUGGUGGGCAUCCACGAUGUGGAGCGCGCCGAUCAGGACGACGACGACGUGGAGGAGGGGGAGGAGGGCGGCGAGGGCGGGGAGGAGGGGGAGGGCGGCGCGGAGUGGGCGGGGGGCGACGACGAGACCGGGUCGGACGCCAACGGCUCGGGCGGCCCCGCGGGGGCGGUGGGCUCCUACGGCACGACGCCGCCCGACUGCUCGGGCUUCUCCGUGGCCGCCUACAAGCCCAUGGGGCCCGGCGAGUUCGACCCCAACACGGACGUGUACGCGCUCAAGGCCCACGAGAGUGCUCCGCGGAAAGAAGUUUACUUCAUGGCGAUCAUCGACAUCCUCACCCACUACGACGCCAAGAAGAAGGCCGCACACGCAGCCAAGACUGUGAAGCACGGGGCUGGAGCGGAAAUCUCGACGGUGAACCCCGAGCAGUAUUCCAAGCGAUUCCUGGACUUCAUGGCGAGCAUUCUAGAAUAGCUUCAAUCCUGCCUCCUGGCCUUCGCUUAAAGGCUACAACGUGAAUGGUGUAUUAUUGAUAUUAUUAAUAUGGUUAUCAUUAUUAUUGUCAACAAGUUGAUGAGUAAAGUGGGACAAUGUUGUUACAUAAAAAAAGAGAAAAAAAAAACAUUUUUUAAAAAAAUGUUUGUUGUUCCAGUGAGUUUUACGCAGCAGAACUUGUGACAGAGUCGUGGAGAGGCGGAGAUGAUGUGGGGGAGUGAGAGAGGGAGGGAGCGGGAGGGUACGGGGAGUGCCGGGGGGGAGGGGGGUGAUAUGAGUGUUUUUUUCUGCCAUUGCCUUUGCACUAGUUCCGUUAACACCACGACACGACACGCGGGGGUUGGGGUGGGUGGUAGACGGCGAGGGAUGCAGACUAACGGAGCGACUACUACGAGUGUGCGCGCGCCGCCUCCUCGUCAGCCGAGCCUUUCAUCUUUCCUCUUUCUCUCUGCUGGCCACCUGUGGGCGACCUUUAAUCAAUCACCACGUCGACCGGUUGCCGUGCGUCGCUUCAUGCAGGCCUCGUGGGGAAAUGCUCCCCUUAAUUUCACGAUACAACGACGUGGGUCACCCGCGAGUUCAUUCCACGUCUCCUCUCGCUCGCUCGCCGCUCACUUGCUCGUCGCUCACUCGCCGCACGGACGACGAGACGGCUCUUGCUGCGACGGCAGCUCUUGCCGCGGCAGAAGUGGGAUGAGCGACCACGGCACGCGGGGACCCACGGCACGCGGGGACCCACGGCACGCGGGGACCCACGGCACGCGGGGACCGCAUUCCCGUGUCUUGAGCGCGCUCAGCUCAGCUCCCGAGCCGGCUGGACGCGAAGUUGACGGCUCGUCGGCUGCAGCCGCCCCCCCGGUGGUUUCCCGCGGGGGAGUUGGGAGAAGCACCCCGCUGUAGGAGUGGGCAGCGCACGCCCCGUGGCAUCGGUUUCCCAGGUGUUGGCCUGCUGUGUGCUGUCAUCUGCCCAGAUCUGGAAAGAUUUGAAAUGUUUCCCGUGACUAAAUUGCAACGACAAAAAUGACACAUUUUCUGCGUUUUUCCCCUUACCCCGAGUCUCGGGUCUCGUGCACAGACGAGAGAGAUUGCGUCCCAGAGGCGGGGUGGGAUAAGGUUGAGUGCAGAUCACCGAAUAGAAGCGAGGAGCAAGUUGAACUAGAGGCAGUGGCCUUGCAGGAACGACUGUGGUUGGCCCUUGGAUUUGAGGUUGUUGUUUUUCACGCAGACAGCUCGCGCCCGGCCGUAGCCGCAAACGCCUGUCAAGCUCACGGGACGUUCGCACCGCCUCCGACACACAGACUCGGCCACCAGCUCUGGACUUGAGAGCCCGGGUUGAGGGUAGCAGAGAGCGAGAGAGGUGAGGCAUGGGAGAUGGGAGGAGGAUUGGUGAGCGCCACAGUGAGGAGUUGACGGCCGUCUGGAAAUCUUAGGCAGGUUGUGCUCGUUGAUUUGUCACAGCCGUUUAACAGCAAUCUGCUACGUUCCUUCUUCUUGCACAAUUGGCGAUUCAUUUUCCGGAACUCUUUCGUCCCCCAAAAGUUGCAACACCAGAAGUUACGACGGGCGUCAUUGUUUGUGGCUGCUAAAAAAAACAAUUUUGCCUUUCGCGUGUCAAUCCAUCGUGGGAUGAUUCGAUUGUGCCGAUGACAAGUCUCAGAAGACGGUCAAAGUAUGCGGUGUCAUUCGAAGAGCCAAAGCCCACAAUGAAAAAACUGCACGCCUGCUCGUGAUUCAAAGGCCAAAUGACGCGAGUGCAUCGUUUUAUAGACGCCGCUAGGGUUUGUUGCCACUUGUUUGUGCAUGGAGAGAUCGAUACAUACGCAUCUCAAGGAGGCCACCACAGACAGAGAAUGCACACACAGAGCGCUCCCCAGAUGCGCUCUGCUGGCUCGUAAGACAGACACCGUCGGUGACAAACGGUGGCUAGGAGAUGUUAACUCCCUCGCCUGGUAUACAGGAGGUCGUGGGUUCGAUCCCGACCCUGACGAUGCCUGCUGCUGUAUAUUUGGAGUGCCUCUCUCCCCUUGGUCACGUGGAUUUUUCUCCGGGUCCUCUGGUUUUUCUCUCCACAUUUAGAACCAACGUGCAUUUAGAGUAAUUUGGCUGCUACAAAUGUCCACGUGACGAUAAGCCACUUCCGUUGAGCUCUCAUUUGUGAUAGAGUCGCUUCUGAAAAAGAGCUGUAUAGCUCAGUGGGUCCCAUACCUGGUAAAAGGUAAAAAUGUAACAAUCCGUUUCCAGAAGGGGAAAAAUGGUCCGUGAAGUCAAAACGACGCGCACCUGGGCUCGGAGAAACCUCGGCAGUGGCACCGUGGGGGUUCCGGGGCUCGGCUCCUAUUCACGUUGGUGUCAAGAGCAUCUUGGGUCAUGGUGGCAAACGGCGGGAGAGAGAGAAGGAGAGAGAGUGUGUGUGUGUGCUGUUUGGCAGAAGUAUAACAGCAGGAGCGGGGGUCCCACUCGUCAACGUGGUGUGCAGACAGCUGCCUCCUGGCUCACUGCCCAGCUCCCCAGGUCACAUCUCUCCCUGUCGCUUUGAUGACCCAAAGUUGGCCCGUGAGUGGUGUACUCGGUACAAAGACAAAGAUACCCCGUGUAGCCUUAACAGGCUGUUGGAGGCAAGUGCUUGUGAGCGAGCAGCGCAUGUGAAGGCCGGCAUGGCGCACGAUGGGGGUGGGUGGCCAGCACCACCGCACCAGGUACUCAUUUGAGGCUGAGUCCACCUAGGGGAGGCCCAAGACCGGCUCCGAUAAUCGCCACUGAAAGUUGUCGGUGGGAACUCCCGAAGCCCUCGGAAAACGACGCUCCAGACCGUGUGCUCGUGCAGGACGCGUGUGUCCGUGUUGCACAAGGCUGCGGUGGUUGCAGUGAAGUGCCGGACACGGCCACAGUCGGCGAGGCAACAGAAUGACAAUCGGCAAGGAGCAUCCACGCAGCAGCGAAGAGCCCCAUCAACCCGAAUACAAGAGUCGCAGGCGUCGAAUUAGUCUGAAACCCUUCGCUCGCGUGACCCAACACGUAGCCAAUGGAGAGGCCAAUGCUCUCGCGAAAUAAUCGCUGUUCCAAGAUUCCAAGCGAAUAGAUGGGACGAAACGGCCGUUCCCUGACUAAAACACGAAUUCCUCCAAAACUGCAAAUUUUUCAGCCGUGAAACUUCACUCUCUGCCACAAAUGCUGCCCGUUUGCAUCCGCUCCCUCUCUCUCCGAGUCCCGCCUAAAUCACUCCCCCCGCCCUCUGUAGUCCCGAGCGAAAAUCUUCGUUGGUCUCAGCCACUUUUCUCAGGGGUCGGCGUGACUUCGACCCUUUCCAGCGGUGCGUCUGUGCGUUAACGCUGACUUUGCCCUCCGCCCCGCCGACCAUUCCGGCGAUCUCCCUUGUGAGCGCCAGUCCGGUGUCUGCAACCUCUUGAGCCACUUUCCCCGAGAUCGGACGGAGCGAGACGGCGUAGCCCCCCCCCCCCCCCCCCCCCGAGGACACCGCGGCGAUGUUCGGUCGAUUUUGAGAGUCGUCGUGACGAAGCAGCGCUGCCGCACGCCCGAGGGUGGGAUGGGGGGGGGGGCACCUUGCCCGAUCUCGCGAGGAUGGCGUGACAAGUUUACAGCUCUGAAUUUAAAAGUGUAACUUCUGUAGUCGAUAAGUUGUUUGUUUUUUUCACUGCCCCCCCCCCCCCCCCCACCACCACCCUGCCUCUCUCCCCUCACCUUCUCUGGCGUGAUCUCUCUGUCUCUGCCAAUUAUUGCCUCGUGGGCACUGACGCCGUGGGUGUGUGUCGCGUGGUGGUGUUAACUGCGGUGGGUUACUGCCUUUGUUGAUGAUGAUGUUCACAGCGAGAGAUACACCAGAGAUAGAAAUAUAAAUAAUAAUAAAAGACAAUAAUGUUGCUAUUUCCAGGAGUUAAGCUGCGCGUGGAUCAUAGGCGUUCGAGCCAGCCAUCUCUGCACCGAGCACGACUAAAGAACAAAGCGUAGCCGUGGUUUACACGUCUUUCUAAUCGUUAUUAUAAUUAGUAUCAUUAAAUGUCGUAGUUCUUGGCACACGCCUUUUCGAUGUCAUUUUCCAACCAAGCAUGGCUUUGCUGUUGAUAGCCUCUCCCUCCCCUCGUGGCUUUCUCGGUCGGGAGCAAAGUUUCGCGUCAGACGUCGCGCCAACGUUGGGUGGUGAACAUCAACGUCUGGCCGUUCGCGUUUGCCGGAUGCAUGAGGACGAGCAGAGGCGAGCGCGCGCGCGGUCUUGACGCCGAAUUCCCGCCGUGUGCAGCAGGAUCGAUCACUUGCAGCAGCAGCAGCUAGCAGCAGUUAACAGCAGCAGCAGCACGCUGGCUUGCACUGUGGGCUUACUUAAAAGCGUUAUUAAAUGUUUCGCUGCCGUGUCAUUAUAAAAUUUUUAUUGCGUUCACUUUUUCUACCCCCCCCCCCCCCCCCCCCAUUGUUUGCCCGUAGCGUCGCGUUUUUUUUUUAACCACGCAACUACUACUCUAGAACAAGCCGCUUGUACAUGCGUACAUACACACACGCAUAUCUAUAGAUGUAGAAACGCUGCCACACGAUUUGGGUAAAACCACAUUCGACAACUCGGGACGCACCACGGGAUUCCGCUACACGCCAGGGCGGGCGGUAGUGGGGGGGGGGCCCUGCUGCAAUAACACCAAUCUCUUUUGGGGGGCUCGCCCAUAUUCACUCUCUCGAGCGAUAUAUACAGGGUGCUUCACAAAAAAUGUUAACACUCACAUGGGACGAUCGAUGUUGAUGGAAAAAGAACGGAUAAUACACUGUAACAUGAUAACAAAUGUACAUUAAUAGCUUGAAAAAGUCAGUCUCCAUUGUCAACACGUUGCCUGGAAUCUUCUCCAGGUGGUCUCCAGAGCCCGGAGGCACAUUGCUUGUGGUAUUGUUGCAAAUUCUCAGAAGUGUUAACAUUUUUUGAAGCACCCUGUACAUCUAAAACAAUAUAUACACACUCGUGUGUAAAAUCUCCUGCUGUGCUGGUAGUUGCACUGCCCUGCACGCUUGACAGCUCCACCACGGUGGCUUGCUCGGCACCGUUGGGAUGGAGGUGGUGCGGUGAGGGUGUAGCACCCCCACCACCGCUGCUGCUGCUGUGUUCGGUGAAGCUGCCCCCCCCCCUGGCCAGAGGCUUCACGGCGCCCCCCCCCCCCAUAACGACCCUGUCCACUGCUACUCGAACAACGCUGUUUCGUCUCCCCGUUGUGCGCACCUCUACGCAGCAGCACGUUGUGCGCUUGAUACAGGCAUUGGGGUUAGGGUGUACUCGGCAAUUUUGGGGAAUUGUUGGGGGGGGGGGGGGCUGCGGAGGUUGCGUGAAGAAUUCCCCUGACCCCGUGGACCGGAUGGUGAACGGGCGACGGUUCGCCCGACGUUCACCCGACGUUCGCCCGGGUCGCGUGUGUGGAGGAGGGGACGGGCCAACGCACACAUCGCAAAAUGCGAUGGAUUGAAUACGCUGCGUGAAAGAUCAAAAAUGUAAAAUAGCAUCGCUUCGUGAACUGCAUACCCCCCCCCCCCAUCCUCGCUAACCCCCCCCCCCUCUCCGUAGGCAGUGUUGACGUGAGCCAUUCCCAUCCCACGGCGACUUCCCAGUGACAUGAUGACACAUACACACACACAAAUCCUCGUUCAAUUUUCCACACUUCCCUGCGCCCCCUCCCAACCUGACAAAGACGGCUUAUUUAAAUAACCCUGGAUCCGCCUGAAGGAAAUUAUCCCAUUUCCUCUUGGUUUAUAAGAAAAAACGUGACAGCUGGUUUUGUUUGUGUGGGUGGGGGGCGGUAGUGUAGCGGUUAGCGCGCUGCGCUACGAACCCAGAGAGCCCCAGGCUUGAUUCCCGCUCACGGCCAACACCAGUGAUGGAUUAUCUGGACCGGGCUUGGGCCUCCCCUAGGUCGACUCGGCCUCAAAUUAGUUCCUGGUGCGGUGUGUAUAAAACAUCGCCACCCAAAUCCCCUUUGUGUUUGGGGCUGGUAAUAUGCGGGGUAGGAUGGAUGGGUGUGGAGGGCCUGCAGACCAAAGUAAAUCGGAAGGUUGUGCACCGUGAAAGUUGUCAAGUACACACACGGUGUACUAAACACCACCUCCAUCACCUUGUCAUCUAAUUUGAACGAUUACACUUUGUUUUACCGGGUAAGGCCCACUGAGCUAUGUAGCUUUUUUUUCAGAAACGACCUGGCCAUCACAAUUGAUAGCUCAACAAAGUGGCUCAUCAUCACGUCAAAAUUUUACCGGCCAAAUACUCCCAAACGCAUGUCGAAAAUUUUCAAUGAUUGUGGGAGAAACCCGGAGGACCCGGAGAAAAAUCCACGUGACCACCAGGAGAGAGUCACCGCAAACUGCAAAUAUACAGCAGCAGGCGUCAGGGACUGGAUUGAACCCACGACCUCCUGUAGACCCGUGAGGUAGUUAACAUCUCCGAGCCACCGUGGCGCCCAUCUGAAUGCCCCGUGAAUGAACUCCGGCAGUGCGGCUGUACAGCACGGAGAAGCGCGCACCGUUAUUAUUGUAUACUACCCGGCCUUCGCGAAGUAAUAACAUUUUUUUGUACUAUAUUAUAAGAAAAGCGCGUUCACCAAUUCGACGCAAAUAGCGCUCCAACAAAACAGCUUUCCGGCGCAAGGAACCGCAGUCGACGGCCUCUUUGAGUGGGUUGGUCGGCUGCUAUUGUUUUUUUUCUUUUAAUGGAAAAUUUUUGCUAUCGGUGCGUCGUUGUCGUCGUGGUCACCCUGUCUGCGUGCGUGUGUGUGGCUGGUACCGUGCGCGGCGUUGAACGUCCGAUUACGUUGUGUGCACUUCCCCCCCCCCCUCCACCCCACACACCGUGUACACAACGUGAAGACUUCACCUGUUGAUUUGUCGUCGUAACAUUAACAUUCGUCCUCGUUCCCCUCCGUUUGUUUUUUUUUGCUGCCAGUUGUAGCAAUGACUGUAAUGUACGUUAUUAUGCAUUUUAAAUAUAUAAGCAAAAACAAAAAC
This is a messenger RNA of Lethenteron reissneri (Far Eastern brook lamprey), 7782 nucleotides long. Its product is annotated as phosphatidylinositol 5-phosphate 4-kinase type-2 alpha-like. Gene Ontology annotation, biological process: phosphatidylinositol phosphate biosynthetic process. NCBI's taxonomy places the organism in Eukaryota, Metazoa, Chordata, Hyperoartia, Petromyzontiformes, Petromyzontidae. The record is from RefSeq and is a predicted model, not a curated record. Gene Ontology annotation, cellular component: plasma membrane. Gene Ontology annotation, molecular function: 1-phosphatidylinositol-4-phosphate 5-kinase activity; 1-phosphatidylinositol-5-phosphate 4-kinase activity.